AUGAGUACUCAGCACUUAGUUUCCAUACAGUAGCUUUUCAUCAUACAAUUAGCAGAUUUACGUUGUUUUAGUCUGCGGUUCAACACACGUCCCCUGUUAUGUCCUGCAGACUUGACUGAAGUGAGGCAUCCACAAGGUUAUUGCUGUUUAACCCUACAAUGUAACCAUAGCGCCUGACCUCCCACAAGUCUUCAUGUCCCCUCUGUCCCCCUGCAGACCUGUCCAAAGUGAAGCUGAUGCGCUUUGAGGACCCGGUCCUGGGGCCUUGCCGGGUGCCCAUCCUGGGGAUGGAGGAGCACGGUAAGCUACUCAUCUGUGACAAGUCCUCCUUCAGCAUCAGCCUGGCCGACAGGAAGGUCCUCAUGACAGACAACGGCCUCAGCAUGGAUAUAGGAGACACCCGGGUUUACCUGUUACAAUAG
Coregonus sp. 'balchen' is the source of this 422-nucleotide messenger RNA. The record is from the annotation of a GenBank genome assembly. NCBI's taxonomy places the organism in Eukaryota, Metazoa, Chordata, Actinopteri, Salmoniformes, Salmonidae.